AAAAACACUUCAUUCUCUACUAUUUUUCAUGUAUGUUUUUCUCUUAUACCCCACCUUCACCUCUAUUACCCCCUACCCCACCUCCAUUUAGUUUCUUUCAUCACCCAAGAAUAUUUUUAUUUUCUCUUCUUGAACUUAGAUAUAAUACCCUCUCUAGUCAUUUGUUCUUUCUCAUCUAUUUUUUCUUCACAUCUUUAUCUUAACAACAAAUCAACAACAAAAAGAAGUAGAAUAAAAUAAAAUUAAAAAAAAAAAAAGCAAGAGAAAAAGAAGCUUGUUUGAUAUAUCCUCCUUCCAUAUAGAAUUAGAAAGGAAAGGUUGAUGGCCCCCGAUGAUAGAGGAACAAGGAACGGGGGAGGAACAAGACAAGCGCUAAAGAAAGGGCCAUGGACAGCAGGAGAGGACGCGAUUUUGAUGGAUUAUGUGAAGAAACAUGGAGAAGGGAAUUGGAACGCAGUUCAAAGGAAUUCAGGAUUGAUGAGGUGUGGAAAAAGUUGUAGGUUAAGAUGGGCUAAUCAUCUUAGACCUCAUCUUAAGAAAGGCGCGUUUACUCCAGAGGAAGAAAGGAUUAUUAUCGACCUUCAUGCUAAACUUGGCAACAAAUGGGCUCGCAUGGCUGCUCAGCUACCUGGAAGGACUGAUAAUGAGAUCAAAAAUUACUGGAAUACGAGGCUAAAGAGAAGACAAAGAGCUGGUUUGCCUAUAUACCCUCAAGAACUACAAUCACAAAACCAACAAGAAAACAAUCAACCCCAAAGCCUCAUCUCUUCCCCAUUUGAUCCCCAAAGAGCAACUUACAACAAUCCUCCCCCUCUUUCCCUUUUGAAUGUUUUCAAUCCUUCAACCAUGAGACCCUCCAUUACACAUCAAUUCCCUCUCAGUAGUAACACCAUUUUCCGCGAUCCUCCUAAAGGCCUUCCCUUGGCAUUACCAUCUUCUUUGAGAAAUUCACCUCUCUUUUCAGGGUCCGCAUCUAUGCCUAACAACAAUUUUGGUCCUACCUUGUCCAAUUUAAUGCCGGUGUCAUCAUUUCAACAAAAUUAUCCGAAUUUUAGCUUCACAACAAGGCCUUUUAUGGGGAUUCCUUCGAACCAAAAUGAAUUAAUGUCCAGUAUGGGUCUUAGUUCUAUUAAUUACCCUUCAGGGCCAUCGGUAAUGACUCCGUCUUCUGAGAAUACAUGUAGUGACUUUGGUUCUAGUGAUGCUAAUAAUUAUGCCAAUGUUGAAUUAUCGCAAGGGAAUAGUGGAUUAUUAGAAGAUUUAUUGAAGGGGACUCAGAAUUUUCCUCGAUCUACGAAUAUCGAAGAGAAUAAUAGUCUUGAUUUAAAUGGAAAAGGAAAAUCAUUGUGGCAAGACUAUGGUUUAGUGGGAGAAGAGGCAAGAGAUCAUCAAGAUGAAGCCUUUUUAACUGAAGAAUCAGUUUACAGCUUUGCUCAUGGUGGUGAUGUCAACUUGAACAACUCCUCUGAAAGCUCUAGCACUGAUCCCAAUGCAUCUUCAGGGAUAUUCUUGAGAAAGGAAGGUUCAUUACAAGGAAUUAAUCAAGUGGAUGAGCAUAUAAUGAGUCUUCUUAAUAAUUUUCCUCUAGAUCAAGAACCAGUUCCAAAUUGGUAUGAUGAAAGUGAUGACAAAAAAAUGAAUUCAGAAAUUGGUGCUGAUGAUCACAAAGCUGAAAGUUUGGGUGAAGAUUCUUCGAAGUCACAAGUGGCAAUAACAACAACAUCAGGGCUAAAACAGCAUGAUUGGGAACUUGGAGGGUGUUGUUGGAAUAACAUGCCUCCUUUUUGUUAGAGUAAAUUGGAAGGCAAAAAGAACAUUGAUGAUUAGGUUAAAAAAAUUGGAAAAGAUUGAGGGAUACCUCUCUUUCCUUUUUUUUAGAAAACCUUUGGUUGAGAUAUAUUUUUAGGUAUGUUUGAUUGAUGAUCAAUCAUUUGGGAUUAUCCUAGAUUAUUUGCUGUUUUCGUUGAGUUAGAGUUGUCUAGUUUUAGGGUAUGUUGUUGGUUUCUAGGGUAUGUUUGCUCGAAUUUUUUAGAAAUGUUGUCGAGUGCCUGUUGGAGGUUCUCGCACAAAGUUUGGUGAUAGUUUUGGAGACCCGAGCAAUAUAGGUUUUAGUGCAGUCAGUCUAAGCAGUUGUUCUAUAUGAACGACAAUCAAGAUUUAUCUUGUUAAGCUUGUUUUAUAUAUUGGUGUGUUAUAAACUGUCUCUGGGAAAUUGAAAGUUAUUUAUGUCUAUUUGA
Messenger RNA from Solanum pennellii, 2237 nucleotides. Its product is annotated as transcription factor MYB101. NCBI's taxonomy places the organism in Eukaryota, Viridiplantae, Streptophyta, Magnoliopsida, Solanales, Solanaceae. The transcript has 4 exons. The coding region runs from base 322 to 1791 and encodes 489 amino acids. The record is from RefSeq and is a predicted model, not a curated record.